UGCUGGCACUGAUUGGAUGUUAGAUUAUCAACUCACAUUAGGAGUACAUCUUCUUACUCCCAUUCUAGUGUGUAGUAGUACACGUAGAAGUACUGUACAUGAUGUGUGUUGAUGAUGUUAGUAGUACACCUUCUUACUCCCAUUCUAGUGUGUAGUAGUACACGUAGAAGUACUGUACAUGAUGUGUGUUGAUGAUGUUAGUAGUACACCUUCUUACUCCCAUUCUAGUGUGUAGUAGUACACGUAGAAGUACUGUACAUGAUGUGUGUUGAUGAUGUUAGUAGUACACCUUCUUACUCCCAUUCUAGUAUGUAGUAGUACACGUAGUAGUACUGUACAUGAUGUGUGUUGAUGAUGUUAGUAGUACACCUUCUUACUCCCAUUCUAGUAUGUAGUAGUACACGUAGUAGUACUGUACAUGAUGUGUGUUGAUGAUGUUAGUAGUACAUCUUCUUACUCCCAUUCUAGUGUGUAGUAGUACACGUAGUAGUACUGUACAUGAUGUGUGUUGAUGGAGGAGAAAAGUAGGUUGGUUACUCCUCUGAGGUCAGUGUUGUGUUGGACUGCUCCUCAUCCUCGUCCUCGUCCUCAUCCUCGUCCUCAUCCUCGUCCUCGUCCUCGUCCUGUGGUGGAAUCGUGAGAUGAUGUGAAGGGAGGUUGUGGUGGUGCACACAUUGAUAGAACAUCAUUGUGUCCUCUCAUGUGUGAAAUAUUAGGACACAUGACAACUACAGAAUGGGGAGGCUCUUAUACGUUUCGUACAUUAAAAAUGGUACCGUGGUACCCUCCGGGCGUGACCCGCGCUCGCUGAGGCGUGAAGGCUAUUGUGACGCCUCUCUCAGACGAGACGUAUCACGGGCCGCCGCUUGGACGUGUUUGCGCUGUGAGGACAAAGGCUGGAAUGUGGACAAGGAAUACAUUAGCGGUGACGCCGCUGCUUACACUGCAAGAAAGGCUGGCGUGUCAUUUAGCUGUCCUCUCUCCCGCCUGCAGCAUUGCUCCACAGGCAGCAGACAGCCCCUCUGUUAUUCUAUCCAUUCCCCUGUUGCCAUGGUGACAUGGUGACUUUCCACACACCUCCUGUUGCCAUGGUUAUGCAGGAUGAAGAAAAGCAAUGGCAGAGGGUGACAGCGGGCAUAAAAGUGGGCACAGCCAACUUUGUUUGAUAAAAGUAAACCGGGGUGGGGGGGGAAGAACAGUCAAAGGUUCAAAGACCUUUUGAAGGAAAAAGAGGAGCAAAGAAAGAUUGGGAGAAAUAAUUGCUGGGAGCUUGUUGAACCUGCAUGGAAAAGAAGUCACAUGACACGUCCUUGUCAUUGUUAGUCAUCAUUAGUCAUACUGAUAGUCCAAGUCAGUGUCGCCUUUUUUGAGCUUUAUGGUGCAGCUCUGAGCAUACUGAUGAUGUGUGGAGGACUCUACGCCCUUUUUGGCACGUUCAUUGUGCAGCUGGCCUCCCCAUUACCACACACACACACUCAGCACAAUAGAAGAAGAAGACAACUCUGGAUGGAAUUAACACAAGAGUGAGACAAAGACAGUAUUUGACAUCAUUAAUGUAGGACUCGAGACUGAAUAGACCAAUAGAAUGUUGAUUAGUUAUUGAACUGUGGGCCGCACGGUGGCCAAGUGGCUAGCAUGUUGGCCACACAGUCAGGAGAUGUGGAAGACCUGGGUUCAAAUCUCCGCUUGGGGUUUGCAUGUUCUCCUGGUGCGUGUGUCCCACAUUCCAAAAACAUGCAUGUUAGGUUCAUUGGCUAGUCUAAGUUGUCCAUAGGUAUGAGUGUGAAUGGUUAUUUGUCUGUAUGUGGCUGGCCACAAGUCCAGGGUGGGAUAGGCUCCAGCAUGCCCCCGCAACCCUAAUGAGGACAAGCGGCAUAGAAGAAAUAUGGAUGGAUUACACUGGAGUGUAAUUUCCAUUUCUACCGCUAGGGGGAGAUAUUACUCUCCUACGUAAUGUGUGCAUGUGUUUUGUGUUUAUGGCUUCCAAACCUUUGCUUUGACGGGUAGUUUUAAUGAGUGUGUGUACUGUUUGUAAACUAGCAUUUAAGGAGUGUUUUUGUGUAUAUUUCACAAUACAAGACACACAUGUCAGUGCAUAGUGAUGACAAUGUGCACUAUGUUACAGGUUAUCUUUAUGUUUAUCCCUAUGGGAUUAGUAACAUAAUCCCUGCGUGGUUGCCUCCAGGCUGCUUUAUGGGUUUUGACCCCCACAUGAUGAUGCAGAGAUUAUCCACUGAUGGUGUUUCAAUCAGGAAGACAAGGCGGACUCCUAUAUCAUCAUGCAGGAUGCAGAGGUCAAAGAAAGCAUGUGGUCCAGACAUUAUACACUGUAAAGCAGUCAUUUUCAACCUUUUUUCAACAUAUCCGCUGUAGAAUAUUUGUUUCAGCCAAGCACCCCCAAUUACAGAUAAAAACACAGCACUGUAACAUCACUAUCUGCUUUAUUACAAGUACAAAUAAAUAAAUAAUAAAUAAAUAAAUGACCCUGCAAAUCAGCACUGAUCUUGUUUGCAACAUUUAGAAAUAAAAUAACUCAACAAAGAAACAAUUAUGAAAAAGAAGCUUUGUGCACAUGAAAUAAUCAUCAACUCAAAGUGUCCCACUUUGGUAUUAUAAUAAAGAUAAAUACAUUUAUGAACUUUAUUUCAAGUCAUUUGAUUUACAUUGUGUCUUUCAGUUACAAUAAACAUAUACACUAAUAAUUUAUGUACUGUUACAGCUUACAAAAUGUCCCCCACUGUAUUUGUAUUACUUUUUCAAGUACACCCUGGAGUACCUUCAAGUACUCCAUUUGACAGCCCAUUUGACAACACAUUGACAUUGUAUACUGUGUACUAUACAGUACACAGUAUGUACUGUGUACAAUACAGUACAUUACAUCAUAUUAUAGUAUAUCAUCAUCAGUUACAGCAGCUAGCCGUUAGAUGGCAGUAUGUACUUUAUCCGGCGAGCUGGCGUCAGCACAUGAUGAUGUAAUGCCAGCAUCCAGCAAAAGGGGGCGCUACAGCUCCGUUUUCCACGGGUCCUUGUUAGCUCGCCGGCUAUCUUAGCGGGCUAGCAAACGUUUGGCCACCGGGUUUGAGAUUCCUGCGGUAGCAUAGCUUCCUGACGUGGCCGUCAGAGAGGGAUGGAAGACAGCCACUGGAGGCUGGAGGAGGAGGGACAAAGCGGCAAAGAAAGACACCUAUUCAAACGGUGGACGGCGUAGGAUCGGUCAUUGCGGCUGGGAAGCACCGGGAAGUUCUCGGAUCCACGCUGACGUACGCAGCCGGGGAGAGGAAGCGCGGGUCCGGAUACAAUUUGGCUUGAACCCCUGCUCAGGGUGGGACGGAAACGUUCCCUACUUGGCGGUGUCUCAUCUGGGGCGUGUGGGCCGAGCUCCGUCCCCCCAGCUCAUGAAACAGCUGUCGCCGGUGGAUGGUGGUAUAUUUAAGGAGGGAGACGCCGAGCUAAGUGACCGUGUGUCGGGGAGCACACGCACAGCCCGCCGCUUAUGAAUAGAUAAUAUUUAUAUAACCCUCAUCGUACAUUUUCACCUCCGAAGGCGACUGUUGUGCGUUUAAGCUCCAAUUUUGCCACGAGCUACUGGCCCUUACCGGGCCAAUGCAGCGAACCCAUCCGUGAAUUGGACGCCGUGGAGGGAGAAAGACAGCCGGGCCACUGCGAUAGUCCCACACGCCGUCUCCCAAACACCAUGGCUGGAUUCGUACCUGGUCUGCUGCCCACCAACCAUUCCCAGGAGAAGCAGUUCGCACGAGCCUAUGAGAAUGUACUGGAAAGAUAUAAAGAUAAGGUGGCACUUUACUGGAGUGCCAAGGAGGGCUCGACAUCGACAAGAUGGCUGGGGACCGCGGACCUGGUGGUGCCGGCUCUUUGGUCAAGCGCCUCCUUGCUCUUGGUGUCAUGGUGGCCCACUAUUGGGGAACAACCCAAGAAACGACCUGGAACGAGUGCAGGACCACGUGAGCUGUCCGGCAGGUCAAGCAUGUCUGAUGGCCAACAUCACCAGUGACUGUAACAUCUACGUCUGUUACACAUGCCUGGCACAAACUCUUCACGUCCGAAUGGCCCAAGCUACUCAGAGGACUGUGGUGUCAUGGACAAUCAAGUUUCCAAAUCUCCCAACAUGUCAUCGACGACGUCGAGAGUGGUAUGACACGCUGCUUGGAGGGACUGGAACGGUGUUGGGGGUGUCCAACACCAUCGACGGGGAGGUCACGCGUACAGUGCUGUCGACCACUGGACAGUAUACAUCACGGGCGUUACACCAAGUUGGGGAGUGGUUACCUAACGGGAUAGGUACACAAUUGAGUAAUGUCAAUUUAUGGAUGCAUCAGUACAAUUGGCAAUUGACUAUGUUUAACGAAACUUAUCGCUCCUUAAUGAAUCUGACCCAAAUUGCCAAUUGGACUGCUUGUAAUAUGCAAAUGUUACAUGCACACAUUCAGAAGGAAAGGUUUAUAACUGGAGUUUAUACAGGGAAUUAUCAUCAGUGGAGAAAUACUUGGAAUAUUAGUCAAAAACUAUGGCUCCAACUAUUUCCGGAACAAACUGUUUGCAAUAGCACCCAAUGCAAAGGUUAUUGGUAUCAAUACAAUGUAACUCAAGUGAAAACUGUAUGCCGAUAUGAAGUACUUCCGGUAAUAUCAAUACAUGGAUAUCAUUAUCUGCAUGUGAGUGGAGAGUGGUUUGAAGCCGCAACAAAUACGACUUAUGACACUGAUUUAUGUGAUAAAACUGAUCAAGGGAUGGUAUGUACUUUACAGAUGGGUCACGCUAAUCCAUGUUUGAGUGAUAGUCAGGUAACACUAUGUGAUUGGAGUGUUGAGACACCACGAGACAUGCUAUGGCAGGUAGGGCCACAUUACCUAUGCGUAGCUACCAUGAGACAACACCCACAGUUACCUUCAGCUCCAUUCGUUGGCUGUCUUAAUGAUGUACACCUGUGGCAUUGGAAUAAUCAAACGUACUAUCUCACCAAUUACUCCCAGGAGUCCAGAUUGUCAGCGGUGCAGUGGGAGGUUUUGCGCCACCCCUGGACUGUGUCUCUGGACUGGUUCAAAUGCGCAUUGGACCGGUCCACAGAAUUGAAGGAUCUGAUACAAAGACAUAGGUACAAUGUCACGCGGUUGUGGGUGUCCACAUUAAUAGCCGGGGAUGAAGUGAAACAUGUAGCGAGGCUAGUGCAGCAGAGUUCCGCCCAUCAUUGGUGGGAUAUUUUAUCUGGAAUGUCUGUAACUGCCAGGAAAACCAUACUGCCACCCUUGUUUAUUUUGGCAGGAUGCUUAAUUAUAUUAACCUUAUGUAACGUAUUCACUUGCUUGUAUGUUAGACGAGCUGAAAGACAGCUUGAGAGAAUAAUUUUUAAUCAGUGGUAGUAGUAUGCGAAUUGCUGUGUGUGAAAGCGAUGCCCCUUUUGGGCUUACCAAAAUUGAGGUAAUUGUGGAAAGCGGGGGACCGGAUAUUUAUGUUUGGAAUUUUCAUGUUGCGGGGAAUAUGAUGUGGGGUGAAUUUGUCUGUGACACACGGGCGGAUUUACUUGAGAGGGUGCAACACAAUCUGGUAAAUUGGAAUAAUUGGGAGGGGAACAUGAUGAAUAAUGAAGAUUUUAUGAAUUGAGGAAAAUGAUGUUCAGAACAUCAAGAGUGGAAUGUGAAAGGGUGAUGGGUUUGUGUUGUUCUGAACAUUCAUUUCCCAGGAUACGAAUGUGAGAAAGGGUUUGUGUUGUUCUGAAUAUUCACUUCCCACUGUAUAUCUGCUGACCUUGCCUACCAGGUGCUUGUUAAAAAAUAGUAACUCUGCAUGCGAAUGCCUGAGUUUCGGGGCCGGCCACCCCGUUCUCACGCUCGCACGAACAGACUGGUAUAAAGAGGGGAGAGCGAAAACACCUAGACGGAGUCUGCUGCGGGUUGUGAUCGAACGCCCAGCCGAUUGACGCGAACUCUUCCACGGGUGUUGGCUCUCCACCCUGUUGGCGUAGGUAAGAGGCUUUUUCGCUGCAAUCAUAUAUCUUGUGUGUUGAUGCUUAAAUAAAUACGCCCUUGUUUAGGCUAAAAUAC
Messenger RNA from Dunckerocampus dactyliophorus (ringed pipefish), 6059 nucleotides. RefSeq lists its product as uncharacterized. The transcript is spliced from 2 exons. The record is from RefSeq and is a predicted model, not a curated record. Bases 3762 to 5378 code for a protein of 538 amino acids. NCBI's taxonomy places the organism in Eukaryota, Metazoa, Chordata, Actinopteri, Syngnathiformes, Syngnathidae.